Scomber japonicus (chub mackerel) is the source of this 4037-nucleotide messenger RNA. RefSeq names its product SUMO specific peptidase 6a (gene senp6a). Gene Ontology annotation, biological process: regulation of spindle assembly; protein desumoylation; regulation of kinetochore assembly. The record is from RefSeq and is a predicted model, not a curated record. Gene Ontology annotation, molecular function: SUMO-specific endopeptidase activity. The coding region runs from base 127 to 3423 and encodes 1098 amino acids. The transcript is spliced from 23 exons. Lineage: Eukaryota; Metazoa; Chordata; Actinopteri; Scombriformes; Scombridae. Gene Ontology annotation, cellular component: cytoplasm; nucleus.
GCUGAAGGCCCAGCUUCGGUAUUUCCGGUGACUGGGUGGAUUUCUGCAGCUUCUUCAUCCUCAGCGAGCAGCCGAGCUACUGUCUGCAACCAGCGUUUAUCAUCUGAGGACUAUCAUGGAAUAAACAUGGCCCACAAUAACAGAGGCUAUUUCUUUGAAGCUCUGGAUAGAUCAGACACCAGGCGAGAUGGAGGGUACAAGCACAACUGGAGCUUUUCUCUUUCUGGUGACAGUGAAGAGGAAAGGAGACAUGAUGCGAGCGUGGUGACCAUGGACGAGAUGGACAGGCAGCAGCCGACCUCCCCCGAGGAGAAAAAGACUCCAACUCUUAGGCACUUCACUUCCUCUGACCCCUUGAGAACGUAUGAAAACCGGCCAAAUAAUCACAUGAGGCCUCUGAACAAGCUGGCACCCAAAAGGCUCAGCGUGGACCCUCUCACAGUAGCAACGUCCUCCCCAAUGCCCAACAGAACCAACUAUUUCAUCAUCAAUCCAGCAACCUCACAAGGCAUCGUCCUACAGGGGCGACACUUUCAGCACACACACAUGCCCUCCACAAUAAGGAAACCUGUCCAAAGAAACGACUUCUCCACCACCCAGCCAACUGUGGAAGUGGAUAGCAUUGUACUCACCUGUCCAGAAAUCCCAGAAGAGGAAUCCCUGAACAUCAAACGGCGCGUCCAGCAGAAGAGGAAACCCUUGGAAGGCUGCUGUAGUUUUCCCACGCAGGUCAAAGCAGUAGAGCCUCUCCGGCCGAACGUCUACCAGGCGGUGUGCGUGAAGUGCAACAAGCUGAUCGACGACAGAGGCAAGUGUCAGAACUGUGGCGGCCCGGCGUUGCUGCCCUGUCAGCAGGCCACGCUCUCGUCCCCGACACCCCGACCCCCAAUCCGAUCGCAACCCUCCCCCGGACCAAACAGCCUGCCGCAGAACUUCUAUAAACCGGCCACGACCAUGAGGGCGCCCCGCGGGGAGACUCUGCCCAUACGCAUCACGAGCACUAAAGGAGCCAUGCUGCCUCUGAACGGCAGGUCUCCUCUGUUAGCCGGGACCUCGAGCUGCUGCGGCGCCAGGAACGCGCCCAAAGGGAAGAGGACGUCGGCCCAGCAGCUCGAGCUCAACGACCCCAUCGUCCUAUCCAGCGACGACGAGGACGAGGCCGACAACGCCAGCACGGGAAGCGUCAAUAGACUGGACAGCGUUUCCCCGCGGCCCGCUGACUCAGCGCACUCCUCGCCAGCGCCCUCUGGAGGCAGAGUGGAGGCGGCAGUGAAAAGCACCGGCGAGCAAGAGGAGCUGAACACGGAAUUCUUUGAAGACGUCAACAUGAAGAUCACGAUACCACGGAGAGCACGGAUGAAAGAUCAGUUUGGAAAUCAACCCCCAGUCGAGCAGUUUUCCCCCAGAACAAAGAAGCCCAAAAUCUCGUCCGAUAAGUGUGACAGUAUCAUACUGGAGUGUCGGAGCGUGAGAGUAGGAACUCUACGUAGGAUGGUGACCAAGCCCGUUGUUUUUUCCAUCGACCAAAUCCAGCUUGAGACUGAAGACUCGGUACGCGGCAUUUCGGAGAAGGUUUGCCUCCAGGCGUCGGAGCUAAUCAGCUGUGAGUGGUGCAGCGUCCGGAAACUGCCGGUGUUGUUCUUCCAGACGGCUCCAGAGGAGUGUGCCCGCCUGCGCACACAGCUCAACAUGUCCAACGAGAAGGGAGGACAGUGGUACAACUGCUCCGGAGAACAGUCGGAUGAAAAGUACAUUGUUCUGAUCUUCGAGAACGGCCUGGUGAUGAAGGAGCAGAUGAUCCUGGAGGACAUCCUGCGAGAGAUCGGCAGGACCAACAACAUCAGCAACUUUCCCGCCAAACUGCCCUUCGAAGAGGCCAACAUCCGACUGGUCAACUAUAACAAGCUGUCCAAGCAGAAGGAGGAGAAGGUGAAGCCAGUACAAACCCCUCCCAAAAUCUCCCAAGGUUCCCCAGUUGGCAAGGUCACUCAGGUUACCACGGUGAUGCCCGUACGCACACGAAUGUCCACUCGGCAGCAAACCAGCGCUUACUUUGAAGAGGAGGACGAGGACAUGACGGACCUCCAGCCCACCUUCUCUGGACCAAUCGUCAAAUUAAUGGUGUAUCCCCCUCCUCCAGCCAAAGGUGGCAUAUUAGUCACUAAUGAAGACCUCCACUGCCUUAAUGAUGGAGAAUUCCUAAAUGAUGUUAUCAUAGACUUUUAUUUAAAAUAUUUAGUUUUAGAGAAAUUGAAAAAAGAAGAUGCACAAAGGAUCCACGUCUUCAGCUCCUUCUUCUAUAAGAGACUGAACCAGAGGGAGCGGAGGAACGUUCCCGACACGACAAACCUGCCAAUCCAGAAAAGGAAGCACAACAGGGUAAAGACGUGGACUCGGCACGUCGAUCUGUUUCAGAAGGACUUCAUUUUUGUUCCCAUCAAUGAGUCAGCUCACUGGUACUUGGCAGUCAUCUGCUUCCCGGGCCUCGAGGGCGCGCUGUACGAGCAGAACCCGCUGUACCACGGCCCGUUUCCCGCCCCGACCCCGGCUGCCGAUCCUCCGUCAGAGGAGGAAAUCCCGGAUCACUGCCGUCCUCUGUCCCCAGAAAGAGACGGGCUGGAGAACUCCUCGGCGCACUCGUCCCCCAGCGUCCCAGAGGGGUCAGCAGAGGGUCAGACUGAAGGAGAACACAAGGAGAACUCUGCCGUCGCCGACAGGGGAUCCGAGGCCUCCAGUACUCCUGUGGCAUCGGGUAACGGCCAGGCCGACCCCGAACAGCAAUAUACAAGCGAGUUGCACCGAAUCAGUGUUUGUUACAGUUCAAGAAACGGAGAAGACGACACCUACACCUUCUCUGAUGACCAGAGCUCCUGUCAGGAUGAGUGCAGUGAGGACGGGACUCUGGCUGAUGACACUCUCACCUCGGACGCCUCUGGUUUGGUCUCUAAAUCGAACCUCUGCAAACAGCCUUGUAUUCUCAUCAUGGACUCCCUGCGUGGUCCGGCCAGAUCGACUGUGGUGAAAACUCUCAGAGAGUACCUGGAGGUGGAGUGGGAGGUGCGUAAAGGGACUCAGAGGAGUUUCGGGAAGGACGUGAUGAAGGGCUCCAGCCCACGUGUGCCUCAGCAGGAUAACUUCAGCGACUGUGGAGUUUACAUCCUGCAGUAUGUGGAGAGCUUUUUCGAGAAUCCGAUUCCCAGUUUUCAUCUGCCGGUGAACCUGUCGGAGUGGUUUCCUCAGCAAAGGAUGAAGACGAAGCGCGAGGAAAUCAAGGAGCUGAUCCUUAAGAUCCAAGUGCAACAAGAACUGGACAAGAAGGAGCCCGACCAUGUCGAGGCUCCGCCAGGCUCCUCUGAAGAGCCCGAGAUCGAAGAGACUUCUGGUUCGACAGGCGUGCUGCCAAACCUUCCCAUCAGCCCCUGAAACAAACCCACUCUCCUCCUUUUAUUCCUACUCAUCCUCGCCCCUUCACUCCCAAACCCAGCAAGGGUUGGAGUGGAAGGGGGCAGAACCUGAUCGUACGCUGCUGGUUUCACUUCAACAGUCCUUAACGCCUCUCUUCAUUAACCACACACAACAAACAAAACAAAAUUUGUAAUGAAUAAAACACAAACUGUAAAUACGCUGGAGUUUUUCUGCUGUCUUUGUAAUUUUUCCCUUUUAUGGCUCAUUUAUGACGUGGCCCAUUUAAGUUAUGUUUUCAGAGUUCUUCUUCUCUCCAGGAGGAUCUGUGCAGAAGUUACUUUUUUUCCACUCUUGCAUUAUUAUUUUAUAUGCUUUGAAGUUGUGUAGAAGAAGAAAGAAAUUAAAAAUAAUAAUAAAUAAGCUUUGAAGUUGUGUAGAAGAAGACAAAAAUAAUAGAAAUAAUGAAAUAAAAAAAUCAUAGAGAAAGUUGCCGUUAUUUGUUAAGUAAUCUGGAGAAACUUGUUUUCAGACAGUUUCAGUUCAUGAGUCACAUACGUAGUUCGGUGCUUGUUGUGUCUCUUCGAUGUGGAGUGGAUCAAUUUCUCAGCAUUAAAAGCAACCUUUUGAUGCAA